AUGACUACAAUUAGAAGAAUCGUUUCACGUUGGGCGAGGGUAUGGAGAGAGAAUCGUCAUCGGAUUGUCGGAUUUCCAGCUCGAUUCCAUGCUCGCUAUGGCGAUGAGAUGUACUACAACAGUAAUCACACCUGCCAACUGAGUAUUAUACUGACUGGAGCUGCAUUUUUGCACAAGCGUAUUGAUCGGGUGCCGUUGUCGUUCAUCGUUCCAGUCGCCUGUGGUCGUCGUGGUGGUGGCGUCUCGUCGUCGCACCAAGCGGCAGCUAGACAUGAAUACUAA
Molecule: messenger RNA, 282 nt
Organism: Ostertagia ostertagi
Lineage: Eukaryota; Metazoa; Nematoda; Chromadorea; Rhabditida; Trichostrongylidae
Source: the annotation of a GenBank genome assembly